Molecule: messenger RNA, 2211 nt
Organism: Rosa rugosa (rugosa rose)
Lineage: Eukaryota; Viridiplantae; Streptophyta; Magnoliopsida; Rosales; Rosaceae
Product: serine/threonine-protein phosphatase ppzA-like
Exons: 3
Coding region: 367-2211 (614 amino acids)
Cellular component (GO): cytosol; nucleus
Molecular function (GO): protein serine/threonine phosphatase activity
Source: RefSeq, a predicted model, not a curated record
UCGCCACGGUGGGGUGGGAGUACCAAGCGGAGUCCAACGAGGGGGAGCCGACGUUUAGGAUUAAGUCGGAGUUUCAGCCUAUCCGAGGUUGUCUGGCGGUCUCCGCUGAACACGUCUGGUUUUACGUUAUGUAUAGCCUUUGUACCGUAUGCUAACCAUUAUUCUUGUUUUGUAGCGGGCUUGCGGUAUACCCUGACUCGUGAGGAAGAGUGCCGCGUGGCGCGCAUCAGAGGCUGUUGGCGGAAUCGAAAUUUGCUUGACUUCCGCCUGCUGACCGGUUGGGAGUUGUUGGUCGAUCUGCAACUGACUCGCGCCGUUGAGACUCCGCCAGGAAACAAAGCUAGCCGCGACGCUUUCGAGAAGGCCAUGGACCGUGCUGAGAUUAACAAUUUCUUGGAGGCCAUGUACGCCUCAGGGCAGGCGGCCCAGGAGACGGUUGUAAACCCGGAGACAUUGGCGCUGAGCCCAUCCGAGGUUCCGGUGGUGUUGCCCAUGCCGCACCACUCCCACCUUGGCGCCGACGGCCUGCCAGUUGUUCAGGCUGGUGCCACUGUGGAGGGCGGGAAGAAGGGGUCCGCUGCUCCCGCUCCGCAAAAAGAGAGGGUGGUUGCCAUCAGGCGUGGCUCACAGAGGGCGGGACAGCCGGCGGGGACUGCCACGGCGCCCGCUGGAAACACACGGGUGCUCCUGCGGAAGCGCCGGCAGAACGACUCCGCCGAGGAGGAUGAGGAUGAGGAUGAGGGUGAGGUCAUCCGGAUCCGCCAGCAAAAGAAGGUUCGGCAAGCUCCGCCAAAGGCCCCGGCGGUUUCUGAGAAAGAGGCGGUUGUGAGCGAUCUGGACUCCUUCGCCGCAUAUGCCGAGUUCAUGACCGACAGUGAGCGGGAGUUUCUAUUCCAUCUCUGCGAGCGGUUGGGCUUUGGCGGCCUAGCGGGGAUUUCGCGCCCCACGGCGAUUGACAAGUCCCCCUUCAGCUCGGCCUUUGGUCACCUGGCGGUUGGGCUGAACGAAAUGUUCCUGGCGGCGUCGAAGCAGCCCCGGAUCGAGGUGCAGCUCAGGGAGGAGGUGAAGAGACUCGAGGGGGAGCUUGCGGAUGCUAAGGACAGGCUGGCGGAUGUGGAGCGACGUCUGAUGAAGGCUGACUGCGAUGUUGCGGACGCUCGCGGCAAGCUGGAAGUCGCCAUCCAGCGGGAUGUGGAGCGAAAUGAUCGCGUCUCCAAGCCAGACAGGGCCCUGCUGCAGGAACGGUUUCCGCCUGAAUCUGAAUCUGAAUCUGACCCAUCUCACUGUAAUCCUCCGCUACCCACAUCCCAACAUCAAGAACAAUCUUUAUCUCCAAACCAAGUCCCGAAAGUUGCAGAACCAGCGAUCCUGGGAUCAUCGUCGUCGCCGCCGCCGGAGCUAGACUUCCCAAUCGAAUGGCCCCCCAACGGGAAUCUCAGCCUGGACUGGGUCCAGAACCUCAUGUCCGUCUUCGAUUGGUCUUCAAGAAAUCUAACACCAACCCAAUUCCCGGAGGUUCUUCCCGUCCGGGUUUUCGAUUCCUUGGCUCUUUGUGCCUCCAAGAUUCUCCACAAAGAACCCAAUUGUGUCAAGAUCGACGACUGCGGCCCUGACUCCACCGUCGUAGUCGUCGGAGACGUCCACGGCCAGUUGCACGACGUUCUUUUUCUUCUGAAGGAUGCUGGGUACCCUUCGGAGAAUCGAGUCUUCGUCUUCAAUGGGGAUUAUGUUGACAGAGGAGCUUGGGGUCUUGAGACUUUCUUGAUUUUACUGGCUUGGAAAGUGUUGAUGCCGAAAAGCGUUUAUCUUUUGAGAGGUAACCAUGAAUCCAAGUACUGUACUUCUGUUUAUGGGUUUGAGAAGGAAGUGCUAGUCAAGUAUAGAGAUGACGAUGGUAAAGAUAAAGUAGGUAAACAUGUGUAUAGAAAAUGCCUGGGAUGCUUUGAAGGGCUUCCUCUUGCGUCCAUUAUAAAUGGCCAUGUAUAUACUGCUCAUGGAGGGCUGUUUAGGAGCAUUGCAGUGACACCAGCUAAGAGGGGAAAGGGAAAGAAGAAUCGAAAGAUUGUUUUGAAUUCGGAGACUAGUACUUUGAAUUUGGCCUUCACCAUUCGUUUUGAUGAUGAAAAUUCAAGUAGUAAGCUUAAAGUGUGGGUUGCCCAAGUGGAAACCGGGAGGGAGGGAGGGAGGGGGAGAGAGAGAGAGAGAGUCUGA